UUAACCUGGAGAUUUAUAAAGCGUUCUCUGAACGGAAAAUGACAGGAGCUGUAUUCCUAGAUAUAAAAGCUGCAUACGAUAAUGUUAAUCGGCAAAUAUUAUUUUCUGUUAUCGACAGCUUUUCGAUUCCAACUAAGAUUAAAACAGCCAUAAAAAACUUGUUGUAUCCUAGAAGUGUAGAUUUUUAUGAAUCAGGAUGUUGGAUAGCGAAUAGAUACAUCCAAAAGGGGCUACCCCAGGGGUCUGCACUAGGUCCAUUACUAUUUAAUAUUUAUGUUAAAGACAUUCUCUGGCAAAUUCCUCAUAAUUGUAAAACGAUUCAGUUUGCGGAUGAUAUAGCGAUACUUAGUACAGAUGGUGAUUUAAACAUUAUUAAAAAUUCCUUGACAACAGCUUUCAUAAAUGUGGAGAAAUGGCUCAAUUCCUUAGGAUUGGAUAUAUCAAUCCCUAAAACUCAAGCUAUUAUUUUCAAUAGGAAAAGGUCAACUCCAAAUGAAGGAGAAUUAAUUAUAGAUACAAGAUCACUUAAACUACAAAAAGUAGCUAAAUACCUAGGAAUGACACUGGAUGAGGGUCUUCGAUGGAAAAACCAUAUUCAAUCGCUUAGAGUCAAAACUAUGAAAUACAAUAAUAUUCUGAAAUGGCUAGCUGGAUCGUCAUGGGGAGUUAAUCUACGUCAAAGCUUAAGUUUCGCAAACGCGACCAUUAGAUUAGGAGCACAAUUAGAUUGGGGAAGUAUGUGGUUCAUUAAUGCUGCAUGCUCCAAUAUAAAAGUUCUAGAAAGAAUAUUAUGUAAUGCUUUCAAGAUAGCUAUCGGUCUUCCCAGGUCGACCCCUAAUAGAGUAGCAUGGAAAUUCAGUAAUCAGAACUGUCUUUUGAAUAGAAUCAGUGCUAAAACAGAUAAAUAUAUGUGUAAACUAAUUCAGUUGAAAAGUAACGCCAUAAUCAAUAAAAUUAAGAAUUUUCACACAGUAACACAAGUCAAACAAAUAGCUAAAAGAAAUAUACCAUUUAUAGUCAAAAGAUGGCCAGUGAUCAAGCCAUAUGAAAAAUACCUGGCCAAAUGGGACUUCCAUCCUACGCAUAUCUGUCCUUUCCAGCCUGAUUUAGAGGAAGUUGAAGUGGACGUCAGAUCGGGUUACCUAUCUUUACAAUGUAACAAUCCUAAUAAUGCCUUUGUCAAUCUGAUUAAUCUUAACUGCACGUUUAAUGAUGAGAUAACAAUAUAUACGGAUGGAUCACGUACGGAGUUAAACGAUGGGAGCUUCCUAGUUGGAAGCGGUAUAUUCAUAUAUAAUUUCAACACUUGUUUUAAAUAUAAACUUAAUUCGUAUUCAAGUAGUUUCUCUCCAGAAUCAAUAGCCAUUAAAAAAGCAAUAGAAUUAGCAGUUGCAAAUAAUUGGAGUUAUAUUAAUAUUUGCUCGGAUUCUCAAAGUAAUUUGGAUAUUAUUGGGUCAUCUUCUGAAAUUUAUAGAAAUACAAUUAAAAAACUCAAUCCCACAAUUGAAGCAAUUAGAUCGGAAAUCUUGCGUUUUAAGGAUUCGGGGGGCUCAAUAAGAUUUACUUGGUGCCCCGCCCAUAAAAAUAUUAUUGGAAAUGAGAAUGCAGAUAAUGCGGCUAAAGAGGCCGCUUUAAUAGGUGAAGUAGUAGAUAAUCAAAUUACUUAUUCUGAAAUUAUUUCAUCAUUAAAAAAUAGUUACGCACAAAUUAACUUGGAUUAUCUGCACAGUAUUAACAUCGGUACAGGAAAUUAUUAUAUGAAUAGUUUUGCGAAUAUUAAUGUAAAUACAUUAUCUAAAUUUGGACUAUCUAGGAAACAUCAGUGUAUAUUAAUAAGAGUCAUAACGGGUUACCCAUAUACUAAUUCGGUUAAAAAGAAAUUUGGUUUGAGAGAAUCAAUGGAUUGCAAAUGUGGAUUUGAGGCCCAAGACUCUAACCAUAUCUUUUGGGCGUGUCCUAAUUAUAAUGAUUCAAGAAGAGUUCUAUAUGGAAAACUUUUAGAUUAUAAGUGUCAAACUCCGUUUUCAAUUGAAUAUAUAAUAUCUGUUAUUAAUAAGAGAAUAGCCAAAGCCAUGGUCAACUUUGGUUGGCAAGCUGUCAAACAUGUGUUGGUAGCAACGCCUCGCGCAAACGGACAGGUAGAACGUUUCAACAGAGUUAUUACGCCGAUGCUAGCGAAAUUGUCCGAACAGCCAAAUCGUUGGGAAAAGACUUUAAGCGCGGUAGAAUUCGCAUUAAACAAUUCUGUGUGUCGAUCGACCGGCGAAACUCCAAGUCGCUUACUAUUUGGAAUCGAUCAGUUAGGCGAAAUUAACGAUAAUUUGCGUCUUGAGUUGGAAUUGGAGGAAGAGCGAGAUUUGUCCGCGUUGCGUAACAGUGCCGCUGAAAAAUUGCAAAAGGCCAGCGAGCAAAUGGAAAAAAAUUACAAUUCAAAACGUAAACCAGCAACCAAAUAUCAGGUUGGCGACUAUAUCAUGAUUUCGAAUCGUGAUACUACACCGGGCGUAAAUAAGAAAUUAAUUCCAAAAUUUAAGGGACCUUAUGUAGUAACAAAAGUUUUAGAUAACGAUCGCUACGUCAUAGAGGACAUAGAAGGAUUUCAGGUGACACGCGUGCCGUUUACUGGAGUUGUUAGCCCCGACCAGAUGAAGCCGUGGAUACGAUACUAAAUUAUGUAUAUUGAAUAUUUAUUUAUUGUGACCGAGGUCGGCCACGGUGUCAGGACUGGCCGAGCUGUGAGCGAUAUUAUAAGUUUGACGAUGAUCAUCGAUGAUGAUCCGAGAUACCCAUUGUCACGCGUAUACAUCUGUGUCGUGCGUGAUCGUGUUUGCUCAUUCCCGUUCGAAAGCAACAAUGCGCGGUGUAGAUUCGCUCUCGACGAGCGGAUAUCCACACAUUCCGACGCGAGCUUGACUCGAGACCACUUGACUUUUGUAACAUUACUAAAUAAUGAAUUCGCCUACAAUAUAAUAUCUGUUAUUAAUAAGAGAAUAGCCAAAGCCAUGGUCAACUUUGUGGACACAAGUAAUAUUAAGAUUUAAUAUAGUUAGUUACUAUUGAUGUUGAGCUGUUGCCAGGGGACUUACCUUGCAGGUGUAACGGAGGAGAGAAGACUCCCAAUCAAAAGAAAUAUAUUAAGAAAAAAAUUUGAAUAUUCAAGACGUGAUCUACCCCAACGGUCAUUGUCUUGCAAGAUUAGUAAUUUUGGUACUGUGUCCCGCUGGGACAGAAAUCCAAAGGGUAAAGAAGAAGAAGAAGAAGGUGUGUCAAUUGUGGGGAUCCGCAUGGUCCCUUUAAAAGUUCUUGUCCCUCAUUUCAAUAUCAACAUUUAGUGGCUCAUGUAAUGGCCUAUGCCAACUGUUCUAAUUUUAAAACUAAGAGAAUUAUAAAAAAAUAGGGACAUUUCCGACGUUUUUCAGGUUAGCCAGUUGCUUAGGUCCCAGGCCUAUGCUGGAUGGAAUUCACGACUUGAUUUGGGUGUACUUCGCGGUCUGGAUAGAGAUGUGCGUAAGGAGGUGUCGAUUGAAGGAUCAAGACGUGGUUCAUUAAGAAUAACUGGAGAGGUUUAUACUAACAAUAAUACAUCGUAUAAAAAUCGGAUCCCUGAUCGUUCACUAAUUAAUCUAAACAAUAAUCAGGCGGCUCCCUCUCAGGAUUCAAUGGUUUCAUCCAUUCGACACAAGGAUUUAGGUGAUAUACACUGAUACGAGGACUAGAGGUGGGUUCACGAGGUACAAGUGAAAACGAAGAAUAUUCUAAAGAUAAAUUUGACUAGACUGACUAGAGAUAACGAGAGAAAAAGAGAGAGA
Messenger RNA from Monomorium pharaonis (pharaoh ant), 3809 nucleotides. RefSeq lists its product as uncharacterized. The coding region runs from base 39 to 2669 and encodes 876 amino acids. The record is from RefSeq and is a predicted model, not a curated record. Lineage: Eukaryota; Metazoa; Arthropoda; Insecta; Hymenoptera; Formicidae. Gene Ontology annotation, molecular function: RNA-DNA hybrid ribonuclease activity; nucleic acid binding. The transcript is spliced from 3 exons.